ACGUGUAUUCUGAAAUUUAGGGGGAUUUGAGAUUCUCCUAGUGAAUGCGCCGCGACUUCUCAGAGACAGAGUCUCAGACCUCCGACUCCCCCCUAACCUCUGACCUUCCGCCGUCCGGCCGCCGUCCACUCGUCUCCCUUCCGGCGCGAGUCGCGACAGCCCAGCCGGGUUCCAGCAUUCCAGCCUUCGCGCCAGCCCCUUCCGGCGCGGGUUCCAGCCUUCCAGACCGGCCUUCGCGACAGCCCAGCCGCCAGCCGGGUCCCCCUCACUCUUCGAUUUGAUUUUUCAUCUGCCGCCUCUCGCAUCCUCCCGCCCUCUCCCUAUUCUUAAUCUUGGUAGGCUAAGUCCUCUCGGCGGAAGCGGCAUUCGUCUCUAAGACUCCGAAUAUAUUUUCAGAAGCGAUGAAUUGGGUUCAACGCAAGAUUUAUCUUUACAACGUUACCUUUGGCCUCUACAUGCUCGAUUGGUGGGAACGCUAUCUUUUCAAUAUACUUGUUGUUGUGUUGAUGUGGUUCAUCUUCUACAACACUUCGAGAUACGUGGCUGAUUCCUGCAAAAGGUAUCUGCAUUGACGUAUGGCUUCUGUCAUCGGAUACUAGUGUGCAUUAUGAUAAGGAUUAAUGGCUAUGGAAUUAUAAAGUCAAUAUCAUGUUUUAGCAGCAGAUCACUGAAUUAUGCUCAACCAGUUCUAAUUUAUGUACUUUCUCUUUUUCAAUCCUGAAAUGAUUAGUAUGUGCUAAGGUCUUCUUGAUCCCUACUCAAGGAAUUACUCAAAGAAAUUACGUGCUCACAAUGUUGUAAAAGGUCAGAAUCAUUGGUUCUGCUUGACCAUUUUAGUUUCAGUCUUUGCCUUCCAA
Salvia miltiorrhiza (redroot sage) is the source of this 857-nucleotide messenger RNA. RefSeq lists its product as uncharacterized. The record is from RefSeq and is a predicted model, not a curated record. Bases 402 to 572 code for a protein of 56 amino acids. The transcript is spliced from 6 exons. NCBI's taxonomy places the organism in Eukaryota, Viridiplantae, Streptophyta, Magnoliopsida, Lamiales, Lamiaceae.